AUGGCUCUGAAUCUGCACUCGCCGACGGAAAUCAAGGCUAUCUCCUUCUUGGAGACCUCUAAAUCCAACCACAACCUCAACCUCCUCAAGCUUCAAGGUGGAUUAGCUUUGAAGAGGAAGGCCAAUGGAGUGGUAUAUGGGAAAAGAAUACAUUGCUCAGUACAGGGUCCUCCCCCGGCCUGGCCAGGGUGGGCUGUUGUUGAGCCUGAUCGUAAGACUUGGGACGGUCCAAAGCCUAUAUCAAUUGUUGGAUCCACUGGCUCUAUUGGAACUCAGACAUUGGACAUAGUUGCGGAGAAUCCAGACAAGUUCAGAGUCGUGGCACUUGCGGCUGGUUCAAAUGUCACUCUUCUUGCUGAUCAGGUCAAGACCUUUAAACCUCAAUUAGUUGCUGUCAGAAAUGAGUCAUUAGUUGAUGAACUCAAAGAGGCUUUGGUGGAUGCUGAACACAAGCCUGAAAUUAUUCCUGGAGAGCAGGGCGUCAUUGAGGUUGCCCGCCACCCGGAUGCCGUCACUGUAGUAACAGGAAUAGUUGGUUGUGCAGGAUUAAAGCCUACACAUAAAGUGAAAAUUCUUCCUGCCGAUUCAGAACAUUCUGCUAUAUUCCAGUGUAUUCAAGGUUUGCCAGAGGGUGCACUUAGGCGCAUUAUUUUAACUGCAUCUGGCGGAGCUUUUAGGGAUUGGCCGGUUGAUAAACUGAAAGAAGUUAAAGUAGCUGAUGCCUUGAAGCAUCCUAACUGGAAUAUGGGGAAAAAGAUUACGGUGGACUCUGCUACCCUUUUCAAUAAGGGUCUAGAAGUUAUUGAAGCUCACUAUCUUUAUGGGUCUGAAUAUGAUGAUAUUGAGAUUGUUAUUCACCCCCAGUCCAUCAUACACUCAAUGGUUGAGACACAGGAUUCAUCUGUCCUUGCACAGUUGGGAUGGCCUGAUAUGCGUCUACCAAUCCUCUACACAUUAUCCUGGCCAGACAGAAUUUACUGCUCUGAGAUUACUUGGCCCCGCCUUGAUCUGUGCAAGCUUGGUUCUUUGACAUUUAAAGCUCCUGACAAUGUGAAAUACCCAUCCAUGGAUUUGGCUUAUGCUGCUGGGCGAGCUGGAGGCACCAUGACUGGAGUUCUUAGUGCAGCUAACGAGAAAGCUGUUGAACUGUUUAUCGAUGAAAAGAUCAACUACCUGGACAUUUUUAAGGUCGUGGAGCUAACAUGUGAUAAGCAUGAGGCAGAGCUGGUGUCCUCGCCUUCGCUUGAGGAAAUCAUACAUUAUGACUUGUGGGCACGGCGAUAUGCUGCCAGUUUCCAACCCUCAGCUGGUUUGAGUCCGGUUCUUGUAUGACUACUCCACAUUCGAGUCGAAAAUGUUGGUUACAGAAUUGUUGUAUGCAUCCCCCAAAUGGACAUCUUUGUUGAGGUAUGCCAAGCAGGAAGCCAAAUUGUGUAGCAUUGUUGAAGAUGAAUAAGUCUCUGUAUUCCAUCUAUAGGUUUUAAAUCAAUGUAUUCAGUUCUUUCUUCAGCAUGUGUAGUGAAGAACUCAUCUCCAAAUAUAUGAGGGAUGGUCAUAUUAAAUAUUGAAAUAUCCGUAAUUGAUUGGAUCAUUUAAGCUUUAAGAGUUUG
Molecule: messenger RNA, 1610 nt
Organism: Ilex paraguariensis (yerba mate)
Lineage: Eukaryota; Viridiplantae; Streptophyta; Magnoliopsida; Aquifoliales; Aquifoliaceae
Source: the annotation of a GenBank genome assembly